AUGUUAUCUACCGAUCGAUUUGCCACGCCUCCGAAUAUGACCUCCGAAAUCGAUCGCCACUUACAUGACGUGGGUGUUGCGGCUCUUGCUGCUGUGUCCCACUACCCGCGUGUCGUGGAUAAUGCGUACAGUGACUCCUUUAUGGUGUCGGAAGUUGUUCACGCUGUUACAAGUGCUAGUAGUACUCUGGAUUAUCGACAUUUGGACUCGGCGGGUUCGUUGCUGCCGGGAAACAGGGGUCAUUUUCAACAAUCUGGAAUGAGAGGUGUCCCUUCGGCUGGACCAGCGUUUGUCUUUGGCGCGAAUCCGAGUGGCGAUGUGGACAUGGAAACGAUUGUCCGGGGUUUGAUUCAUCGCACCGCCGGCCGGCAAGAUAUCGCCACCGCACCAGACAGCGACAUCGAGGAUGCUCCGGAGGUUAUGGUGAGGGAUUACGAGUCAGCUACUAUGGAAGAUAACCCGUCGCCCCUGUCGACGUCCGAUGAUGAACUUGAAGACUUUCUUCGGUUCUAUCCGGAUGAAGAGGAGUAUUACUACCAGCGCAAGGACCGCACGGCGCAUGAAGCUGAAAUGCCGGACUGCAAUCUAGACGAUUUUUAUAAAACUAUCAGCUAUGACGAUAUUCAUGUGGAUCUUGCCCAAACAAUGAGUUUGUCUGCAACCGAACCUUUAGGGAACUUCACCGACGAUCAAAUGGAAUUCGCCGGACCACAUCCCGCAUCUAUAAUCCACACAUCCACGUAUGAGCGAAAUUUCACUAUUGAUGAAUUCAUUCGGCACUGGAUGGUCUCAAUUAACGUCAUACCCCGUGGUUUCCAUUCUGAAAGUCGAAUUCCACCGCAACUCCGCCCGUUUUCAAAAAUGAUUAGCUGGAAACCACCACAGGUGGUUGAUCGGCCCUCUGGAUGGAGAUGCGAUUUCUAUGAUCUGCAGCAGAUCCCAUGGACGGAAAUUUUACGGGUGACACGGCCCGAUGCACGAGCCGUGCGCGACGCCUGGUAUACCUCCUAUCACAACUUGAACUACUCGCGCAUCAACCAUGCAGAGCGCCUUCCACAAUCUGAAACUUUUUUCCGCGAGAGAUCCAUGCACACUUCGCACACAGCAUCUAUCGAGCACUUCCAACUCCGCAAUCUGAUGUCGACUCCUGCAUCCAACACCGUCCAUUUCGCUUCCCGCUCAAAAGUAUUCUCCUGGACCCCAACAACCGGGGAUGCACGCUGUAUAAUCGACAUGAGCCAACCAGACCUAGAAUCCGGCUUCCUCGGACCCGUCAAAAUCUCAACCAUGAAAACAGCCCACGGCCUCACAAUCGCAGGGGGCUUCUGCGGCGAAUACGCCCUACGUAGCACCGGCGGAUCCAACCCUAGCAUAAGGGGCCUCGUAACCCCCGACUUCAACGACGGCAUCACCAAUCACGUCGACAUAAUUCCCAACCGAACCGGCCCCUCCCCAAGAGGCGUCUUCGCCUCCAACGACAAACACAUUCGCAUUCUCGACACAGAAACAAACGUCUUCAUCUACGACCAAGAACUCUCCCAACCAAUCAACUGCACCGCCACAUCCCCCGAUACUCGUCUGCGCGUCGUAAUUGGUGAUUCCCCAGAUGCAUGGGUCAUCGAAGCCGAUACAGGCCGUCCAGUCCACGCCCUCCGCGGCCACCGUGAUUUCGGCUUCGCUUGCGCCUGGUCACCAGAUAUGCGCCACAUCGCAACAUCCAAUCAAGACAAAACAGUCAUCAUCUGGGACGCGCGCACCUGGCGUCCGCUUGAGACUAUCGUAUCCGACGUCGCGGGAUACCGCUCCCUACGCUUUUCACCCGUCGGCGGUGGCCCACGUACUCUCCUCUGCACCGAGCCUGCGGAUCGCAUUUCUAUUGUCGAUGCCCAGCUCUUCCGCUCAAGACAGGUGCAUGAUUUCUUUGGUGAGAUUGGUGGUGCGGAUUAUGCGCCUGAUGGUGCUGAAAUUUGGGUUGCUAAUACGGAUCGUCAUUUUGGUGGGUUCAUGCAGUUUCAGCGCGGACAGUGGGGGCAGCGGGUUGGGCUGACGGAUUUGCCAUGUGAGUGGGUUACCGAGGAGGAAUCGGAGGUGGACUCGAGGUGUCUGUUGAGUAAGAGGGAGAGGGGUCUGCGGUUUCUGAGGAAUUUAUCGGAUGAGGAGCAUGAUGAGUUGAUUCUUUGA
Penicillium digitatum Pd1 is the source of this 2181-nucleotide messenger RNA. RefSeq names its product WD40 repeat domain-containing protein. Gene Ontology annotation, molecular function: protein binding. The record is from RefSeq and is a predicted model, not a curated record. Lineage: Eukaryota; Fungi; Ascomycota; Eurotiomycetes; Eurotiales; Aspergillaceae.